AUGUCGCGGGGACCGAAGCAAGCUGCUUCCCAGGAUAUUGGGGAUACUCGUGGCGAGCCUUUCAAGAAACCCCUCGUAGCUAGACGACGCCCGUCGGGCAUAUUAAGACAGCCUUCUCCCGCGACGUCUACAAGUGAAACCUCAUCACCGGAAGAAGAUGGCGAUGAAUUUGAUGUUGACUCUCAUCCACCUCUGCCAAGAUCCAGUGACGAGGGUCUCACUUUCGACACCAUACUGUCACCACAGCCCGGCAAAUCUCCCCCGUCGCUCGCUGAGAGGACCAUUGAGACUCUUUCACAGUUACCUUCCUCCCCCGCUUUUAAGCGGCACGGUAGUAAUUUCUUCGAGGGAGAAGCGCCUACGAGACCGCAAUCCAAAGGUAGCAUCAGCUCAAAGUCAAGGCCUGGCUCAAGCUAUCAAUCGGAUGCUUCAACUAUACGGUCGGUUAGAUCACUGAGUCGGCCGGGAUCUAGCUUGGGUAACAAUGACGGCUCAUAUUCUAGCUUCCGAGCCUCUACCAGCACCUUCAGACCACCGUUAUCAAAUGUCUUUGGCACUCCGGCAAAACGAGUAUCAUCUGUAAGCUCAAAGACUCCUGUUGGCAAGAAUCCUUUAGCCCUGGACCCGCGCCCGCGAUCCAGCCUGAGUAAAGUUCCUUCCCGAUCAUCAUUAUCAGCUUCCCCGGGCCUCUCCAUGCCGAAUCUGGAGGCUUCUAUCUCCAAGAACGGCUCCAGGACGGUAGCUUCUCGCCCCCUUAAAUCGCGGGCUUCGAUGAACAAUUUAUACAGAAAGCCAUCUCUUCCAUUUCUAGACCAUUCGGCAUCUCCCGUGGCCUCGAGUCCCACUCGCAAAGCCUCGCUUGUUUCUGCGAAAUCGUCUAGCACGUCUGGAGAUGGUCGUAACUUAUCAAGUGCUUCUACAGCUUCCACGGCGCUAACAAUCGAUUCUAUUGAAGAGGCGCCUGCAUCUAGUGCUCAAAAGUCAUCUGCUGCAUUGCGAGACCAGAUUGCCAAGGCAAAGGCGGCGAAACGUGCCGCGAAUCGACGAGUAUCAGUGACAAAAGUCCCCGAGGCUGAUGAAGAGCCAGUCAUUCCUACAGAUACUACAUUUGAUUUUGGCCUAUCGGAUGACCCUUUUGGUCAACGCCAAUUUGAGAGCGCAAACCGUAAAGUAAUGCAGUCACGAAUUGACACUGCCAGAACAACGGGAAGGCUUAAUAUUGCAGCCAUGGGUCUUAAAGAAAUUCCGACCGAAGUUUUGAAGAUGUAUGACUUCAAUCCUGCGGAUCGUUCUGGUAGCUCUUGGGCAGAGAGUGUCGAUCUGACUAGAUUUGUGGCCGCCGAUAAUGAGCUAGAGACGAUCGAUGAUGCUAUUUUCCCAGACAUCGAUCCCAGUGACCUCGAAAAUGAGGAGGACAGCAAAGGGCAUUUGUUUGGGGGCUUAGAAUCGUUAGAUUUACAUGGAAAUAUGUUGAUAGCUUUGCCCAUGGGCCUGAGACGCCUUCAGCUACUAACGUCUUUGAACCUGGCAUCUAACAAGCUUACCAACAAUUGCCUCGAGGUCCUUUCACAGCUAACUAAUAUUAGAGACCUGAAGCUCGGCAAUAACCUUCUGUACGGCCGUAUUGAAGAUGAUCAUCUGGCUAACUUGCAGAAUCUUGAAUUUCUUGAUCUUCACGGAAAUAAUAUUUCGUCUCUCCCUGACAGUAUCGAUAAGAUGACACGCCUUCGUAUGCUUAAUCUGAACGAAAACGCCUUGGAGACUUUGCCAUUCGAAAGCCUCUCAAAGCUCCCACUCACUGAACUGCUGGUCCGUAAGAACAAACUCUCUGGGACACUUAUUGGCCCCGGAGUGGAAAGCUUUCCACAACUUCAAAUCCUCGACUUGGCCGCCAAUCAAAUAAAAAUGAUAACUGACAGCGAUCAACCCCUCAAAUUACCAUCUUUACACCAAUUUACGGUGUCCAUGAACCGCAUCUCAUCGCUUCCCAACAUGAGCUCGUGGACUAGUCUUCACACCCUCAACGCUGAUGAGAACAGCAUCACAAGUUUCCCAGAAGGACUUGCAAGUCUUGAAAAUGUGCGCCAUGUUGACUUUACUAGCAAUGAUAUUAAGGUUAUACCUCCCGAGGUGGCUCGAAUGGAUAGUCUCAUUAUGCUGCGAAUUACUGGGAACCCUCUCAGGGACAAGAAGUUCACGUCGCUAACCACCGAAGAAUUAAAAGACACGUUGGCGGCAAGGUUGGAGCCUCCACCUCGGGCCGAAAUGGGCGGGAUGGAACAAUUCGGCAACGGGUUCUCGCUUGUUCCAUCUAGCAUUGGUGAUACCAAACUAGAUGCUGCAGUCAAUGGUGACAACGGAUCUGAACAGGGUCGUUCGGACCCCGACGACUUUACAACCCCGCCCACUUCAGCGCCUAAUUCUCCAGCUCUAGGUCGAUCAAGGGCUCACACUUUGAGUAGCCAGACCUGGCCCGUAAAGCCUGGAGGUCUUUUGGAUCGGUCAAACACGCAAUCAUCUUCAUUGCACCCGGUUGUCUGUUCCAAGAUCGCCGCGGUUCAUACUAUACGUGAUGUGCGACUGCAGCACAAUACAUUUACACAGUUUCCCAAUUCGUUAUCAUUCUUUACAGAUACAAUCACGUCUCUGUCAAUAGCAAAUAACCAGCUUACGGGGGAGAGUUGGUUGACGGAGCCAAUUGAUCUUACUGCACUUCAAGAGCUCUCUCUAGCUUCGAAUUUCAUUACCAGCCUUACACCGCUCACUACGAAUCUCUGCGCGCCAAACCUACAAAAGGCGGAUUUCUCGUUCAAUAGAAUAGUUAAGCUCCCGGCCCUGCGGGAGUUCUUCCCGAGUCUUGCUAUUCUGCAUAUCUCCAACAACCGUCUGGAAGAUCUUGACCCUGAAGCAAUUAAGGGGAUGAAAGUGGUUGAUGCCAGCAAUAAUGAAAUUGCGCAUUUGAACCCGCGUAUUGGGUUGUUAGGUGGCACAGGGAGCCUUGAGAGGUUGGACGUGACAGGCAACCGGUUCAGGGUCCCGAGAUGGAACGUCUUCGACCGUGGAACUGAAGUAACGCUUCGAUGGCUCAGGGGUCGUGUUCCCGUAGCUGAAAUGGCCGAGUGGAGAGCAAAAUCUGGUCAAGGCGAAGAUGAUGCAUUCAACGAUAUUGACUAA
Molecule: messenger RNA, 3174 nt
Organism: Daldinia caldariorum
Lineage: Eukaryota; Fungi; Ascomycota; Sordariomycetes; Xylariales; Hypoxylaceae
Exons: 2
Coding region: 1-3174 (1057 amino acids)
Biological process (GO): hormone-mediated signaling pathway
Cellular component (GO): plasma membrane
Molecular function (GO): protein binding
Source: RefSeq, a predicted model, not a curated record